AUGGCUGAUUUACCCAACGAAAUCACUAAAAUCAUUCUCUCAAAUUUACCAGUGAAAUCCCUCUUGCGAUUCAAGUGUGUUUCUAAUUUGUGGCGUUCUUGGAUUUCAUGUCCAAAAUUCCAGCUCUCGAAUCAACGACAACGACAUGGAGUGAUCGCCACGAUGUCUUCAAGGAGGGGUAAGAGCUAUAUUCGUACGUUCUCCAUCCGCUUCAUAAAUCAACAACUCGCUUUGGAAGAGUUCAAUUAUCCCCCCAUGAAAAGGGAUCAUACCCAUCGUUGUGACUUGUUGGGUUCUUGUCAUGGUCUCAUAAUGAUAAACGCGGACAGGCAUAUUUACUUGUGGAAUCCUGCCACCCGACUUAGCACCAAAGUGCUUGAGCUUGACCCCCGGUUAGGUGACUAUAAUAAACGUGGGGGACUUUGUUUCGACUCCUCCAAGAAUGUUUACAAGGCUGUGCUGACUCUUGCACACGUGAGUGACCAUCACGACGCAGACCCAGAUUAUGGUUAUUGGCUUUUUAUAGUUGCUAGUCUUAAAGACAAACACUGGAGGAAACUCGAAUUCCCUUAUGACAUCGAUGUCAACUUAGUGAGUGACGGGAUUACAUUACAGGGACGACUUCACUAUAGGGUAAGGUUCAAAAAAUCCUAUUGUGAAAAUUAUAAUGAGGAAGAUGAUUUCAAUGAUGGAAAUAAUAAACGUCACAAGCGUGAUUCUCGUAACCAGGUAAUUUGUUUUGAUCCCAUCUCUGAAAAGUUCAUUAUGUUUCCGGUCCCUGAGCCUAAAUCUAAUCAAGAAGAGAAUGCUAUAGUUGAUUUAGGAGUUUUAAAUGAAUGUCUUUGUAUGACUUGCUUGGAUGAUGAUAAGGGCGGUGUUGAGAUAUUGGUCAUGAAGGAAUAUGGAGUAAAGGAAUCAUGGACAUCCUUAUUUUUCAUAAGGAAUUUAGAAAUAAAUCCACCUUAUGGGUUUGCAGUGCCCUUUUCUGUCACAGAGAUCGGAGAAGUAGCAUUGAUAAUUAAAAUUAAUAGAAGAGUGACAAAAGUUGUCGUAUACAAUCCUAAAAAUGAUAAUAUGAGAGACAUUAUCAUCGAGGGAGAAACGGAAUAUAUAGAUUUACCCAUCUUUACCUAUGUGGAAAGUUUGAUCUCGCCAAAAGAAUACUACUGGAGUAAAAAGCAUAAAUGGCUUUUUGAUAGACGGAUUUGA
Molecule: messenger RNA, 1209 nt
Organism: Lycium barbarum (goji berry)
Lineage: Eukaryota; Viridiplantae; Streptophyta; Magnoliopsida; Solanales; Solanaceae
Product: F-box protein CPR1-like
Exons: 1
Coding region: 1-1209 (402 amino acids)
Molecular function (GO): protein binding
Source: RefSeq, a predicted model, not a curated record